Molecule: messenger RNA, 1224 nt
Organism: Dothidotthia symphoricarpi CBS 119687
Lineage: Eukaryota; Fungi; Ascomycota; Dothideomycetes; Pleosporales; Dothidotthiaceae
Product: mannose-6-phosphate isomeras-like protein
Exons: 3
Coding region: 1-1224 (407 amino acids)
Biological process (GO): GDP-mannose biosynthetic process; carbohydrate metabolic process
Cellular component (GO): cytosol
Molecular function (GO): zinc ion binding; mannose-6-phosphate isomerase activity
Source: RefSeq, a predicted model, not a curated record
AUGGUCGAAAAAGUCAUCCAGUUGAAAUGCUCCUGCAACGAGUACCCGUGGGGGAAGCAGGGCAAGGAAUCGCUGGCUGCGAGACUGUGCGAAAAAACACCCGGCACAGACUUCAAGAUCGACGAGAAGACGGCAUAUUCUGAAAUGUGGAUGGGCACAUAUCCAGAGCUCCCGUCAUACGUCCUGUCCACGGGAGAAAACCUCCAAGACGUGCUCGACAAACACCCCGAGGAGCUGAUCGGGAGUAAAGUCGUCGAUGCCUUCGGCCAUACAAACCUCCCCUAUCUGCCCAAGGUGCUAUCAAUAGCAAAAGCGCUGCCUCUCCAACUCCACCCAAACAAAGACCUAGCAGCAAAAUUGCACAAGAAGAACCCAGAUCAAUUCACCGACCCAAACCACAAGCCAGAAAUCGCGCUUGCCCUAGGUGACUUCGAAGCCUUCGUGGGCUUCAAGCCACUCGCAGACAUCAAGCAACUGCUCCAACUCGCGCCCCUGCAAUCCUUCCUCCCACCGGUACAAAAGCCCGAAUUCGACGACCAAACCCUAAAACACGUCGUGCAAUCCAUGCUCGAAGCCUCCGAAGACACCGUCCGCAAAACAAACGACGCGCUCCUCGCCCUCCCAAAAUCCUCCUUCGGCACCGCAACCCACAUCCCAACCCUCAUCCCGCGCCUAUCCGCGCAGUUCGACAAAGCAGACAACGGCACCCUCGUCGCCCUCAUCACAAUGAACUACAUGCAACUCAAAGCCGGCGAUAGCAUAUAUAUCCCCGCUGAUGGCAUCCACGCUUACCUCUCCGGCGAUAUCAUCGAGUGCAUGGCCCGCUCUAAUAACGUGCUCAACACGGGUUUCUGCCCCCGCGCUGACCGCGACUCGGUCGAUAUGUUCGUUAACUGCCUGACGUUCACGCCUCAUGCUGCUGAGGAGGCGCUCCUCCCGUCCCAGCCUUUCGAUCGCAGCAAGAACGGCAAGACGAAGAUGUAUGCCCCCCCGCUCAGCGAGUUCAGCAUGUUGGCUUCUGAGGUCGAGGCCGGUGAGAAGGAGACGAUCGGCAAGCUCGCCGGCCCGAGUGUCAUGAUUGUUACCGAGGGGCAGGGCGCGCUGGAGGUCGAGGGCAAGACGUAUGAGUUGAGCGCGGGGUAUAUUUUCUUCGUCGGACAUGGGGUGGAGAUUGGGAUCAAGGCCACGGAGUCGCUGAAGGCGUUUACGGCUUUUGUUGAGUAG